Molecule: messenger RNA, 2527 nt
Organism: Sciurus carolinensis (gray squirrel)
Lineage: Eukaryota; Metazoa; Chordata; Mammalia; Rodentia; Sciuridae
Product: serine/threonine-protein kinase Sgk1
Exons: 12
Coding region: 168-1505 (445 amino acids)
Biological process (GO): protein phosphorylation
Molecular function (GO): protein serine/threonine kinase activity; ATP binding
Source: RefSeq, a predicted model, not a curated record
ACAAAAAAGGCGUUUUCGGAAGCGACUCGGCCGUGCACAAGGGCCAUUUGUUUGUUUUGGGACUUGGGGCAGGAAAUCUUGCCCGGCCUGAGUCACGGCGGCUCCUUCAAGGAAACGUCAGUAUUCGCCGGUUGCUCUCGCUUGCUGCGCCCCGCCGUCCGCUGCCCAUGGGGGAGAUGCAGGGCGCGCUGGCCAGGGCCCGGCUGGAGUCGCUGCUCCGGCCCCGCCACAAAAAGAGGGCCGAGGCGCAGAAAAGGAGCGAAUCUUUCCUGCUGAGCGGACUGGCUUUCAUGAAACAGAGGAGAAUGGGCCUGAACGACUUUAUUCAGAAGAUUGCCAAUAACUCCUAUGCGUGCAAACACCCUGAAGUUCAGUCCAUUUUGAAAAUCUCCCAACCUCAGGAGCCCGAGCUUAUGAAUGCCAACCCUUCUCCUCCACCAAGUCCUUCUCAGCAAAUCAACCUUGGUCCAUCAUCCAAUCCUCAUGCUAAACCAUCUGACUUUCACUUCCUGAAAGUAAUUGGGAAGGGCAGUUUUGGAAAGGUUCUUCUAGCAAGACACAAGGCAGAAGAAGCAUUUUAUGCAGUCAAAGUUUUGCAGAAGAAAGCAAUCCUGAAAAAGAAGGAGGAGAAGCAUAUUAUGUCGGAGCGGAAUGUUCUACUGAAGAAUGUGAAACACCCUUUCCUGGUGGGCCUUCACUUCUCUUUCCAGACUGCCGACAAACUGUACUUUGUCCUAGACUACAUUAAUGGAGGAGAGCUGUUCUACCAUCUCCAGAGGGAGCGCUGCUUCCUAGAACCACGGGCUCGCUUCUAUGCUGCUGAAAUAGCCAGUGCCUUGGGUUACCUGCACUCUCUGAACAUCGUUUAUAGAGACUUAAAACCAGAGAACAUUUUGCUAGAUUCACAGGGACACAUUGUCCUUACUGACUUUGGACUCUGCAAGGAAAACAUUGAACACAAUGGCACGACAUCCACCUUCUGUGGCACACCCGAGUAUCUUGCACCCGAGGUACUUCAUAAGCAGCCUUAUGACAGGACAGUGGAUUGGUGGUGCCUGGGGGCUGUUUUAUAUGAGAUGCUGUAUGGCCUGCCUCCUUUUUAUAGUCGAAACACAGCCGAGAUGUACGAUAACAUUCUGAACAAGCCCCUCCAGUUGAAACCAAAUAUUACAAAUUCUGCAAGACACCUCCUGGAGGGCCUCCUGCAGAAGGACAGGACUAAGAGGCUCGGUGCCAAGGACGACUUUAUGGAGAUUAAGAAUCACGUCUUCUUCUCCCUGAUUAACUGGGAUGAUCUCAUUAAUAAGAAGAUCACGCCUCCUUUUAACCCAAAUGUGAGUGGGCCCAGCGACCUGCGGCAUUUCGAUCCCGAGUUUACUGAAGAGCCUGUCCCCAACUCCAUUGGCAGGUCCCCUGACAGCAUCCUCAUCACAGCCAGUGUGAAGGAAGCUGCCGAGGCUUUCCUGGGCUUUUCAUAUGCACCUCCCAUGGACUCUUUCCUCUGAACAGUCUUAGGGGUGGUUUUGAAGGAUUUCAUGUGUGUUUUAAAUGUUUUAGUUAGCCUUUUGGCAGAGCUUACCAGCUGACAGGACAUCUUAAAAGAGAAUUUGCACAUCUCUGGAAGCUUGGCAAUCCUGUUGCACACUUUGCUGGAAGCUUUUCAAAGAGCACACCCUCCUCUCAGUGAGCUCGUGAGGUUUUCCUUUUUAUUCUUCCUUCCAAUGUGGUGCUAUCUCUGAAAUGAGCAUUAGAGUUCGCCCUAGACAGAUACAAUGGUCUCAUUAGGAGGAAGACACUGAGCUAAGAAGGAUCUUCUGUAGGUCUGUCUGGGCUGUGAUAAUGAAUAUUCUGAAAUGUGCCUUUUCUGCUGAGAUCGUGUUAGCUCCAAAGCUUUUCCUAUCGCAGAGUGUUUCAGUUCUUUAUUUUUCCUUGUGGAUAAUACUAUGUGAACAAUGGUAUGAGUGUGGUAUGCCUGAUCACAGAUGGAUUUUGUUAUAAGCAUCAAUGUGACACUUGCAGGACACUACAAUGUGGGACAUUGUUUGUUUCUUCCAUAUUUGGAAGAUAAAUUUAUGUGUAGACUGUUUUUUUUGUAAGAUAUUGUUAAUAACUAAAAUUUAUUGAAAUGGUCUUGCAAUGACUUGCAUCCAGAUGCUUAAAAGAAAGCAUUGCUGCUACAAAUAUUUCUAUUUUUAGAAAGGGUUUUUAUGGACCAAUGCCCCAGUUGUUGAAGCUGUUGGUGUUUUCAUUGUUUAAAAUGUCACCUGUAAAAUGGGCAUUAUUUAUGUGUUUUUUUUUUUUUUUUGGCAUUCCUGAUAAUUGUAUGUAUUGUAUAAAGAAGGUCUGUACAUUGGGUUAUAACACUAGUAUAUUUAAACUUACAGGCUUAUUUGUAAUGUAAACCACCAUUUUAAUGUACUGUAAUUAACAUGGUUAUAAUAUGUACAAUCCCUCCUUCCUACCACACAACUUUUUUUGUGUGCAAUGAACCAAUUUUGGUUUGCAAUAAAACCUUGAAAAAUAUUUA